Messenger RNA from Phycomyces blakesleeanus NRRL 1555(-), 652 nucleotides. RefSeq lists its product as hypothetical. The transcript is spliced from 7 exons. Lineage: Eukaryota; Fungi; Mucoromycota; Mucoromycetes; Mucorales; Phycomycetaceae. Bases 47 to 613 code for a protein of 188 amino acids. The record is from RefSeq and is a predicted model, not a curated record.
GUGGGUUUACUGUUCCCACUUUCCAGAUUCCAGAUUCCAAUUCAACAUGUCACUCUUGGGCUAUGUUGUUAUAUUCUUUCUAUUCUGCUGUAGUUACGCCUUGAAUCUAACAGCAUUACUUCUUCCAAAAUGGUUGAUCUUUGUUGUUCCUAAACCAUUGUAUUCCGAGACAAACUAUGGUCUAUUCAAGUUAUGUCAAAGUGUUACAGGCGAGUGUAGACCAUUUCCAAGAGAAGAGGAAGGAGAUUGUACUGAAGAAGGAUUUUGCCAGCUUUGGCAAGCAGCGGGGGCCGGAAUGAUAUUAGCAGCUGUGAUUGGAGCACUGACGUUGGUGGCACUUCUCGGGACAAUGUGUAGCAGUCGCAGAAAGAGAGAGAGAGGAUGGAAGCUCGUGGCAGGAAUGCUUGUGCUUCACGCUAUUCCUGCAGCCAUCUCAAUGUCAGUCGUAGCCUAUUUGGUUAACACGAGCUCAAUAUUCUAUGCUGGUACACGCUAUGACAUGUCCUUUAUCAUGGGUGCUGCAACUUGGUGCAUUAGUCUCGUCAUUGCUCUCUCCCUGACCCUCGCAACACUUCUGGGCCCACCUGAACAUGGCUAUGAGAGGCUCGACUGACAUCCUUUUUUCGUGUGUCAAUUUUAAAUAAAAAAAUUU